Quercus robur (English oak) is the source of this 931-nucleotide messenger RNA. RefSeq names its product stress enhanced protein 2, chloroplastic. Gene Ontology annotation, biological process: cellular response to high light intensity. Lineage: Eukaryota; Viridiplantae; Streptophyta; Magnoliopsida; Fagales; Fagaceae. The coding region runs from base 84 to 704 and encodes 206 amino acids. The transcript has 2 exons. The record is from RefSeq and is a predicted model, not a curated record.
CUUAAAUUUUAAAGGAAAAAAAAAAAAAAAAAACCCCAAGAUUCUCGGAAUCCCCAAAGCCCCAUUGUUAUUUUCUCUCUCUAAUGGCCUUGACGGCGCGUGCAAUUCACUCCGAGUUGAAGUCUCCAAAACCAGCUGUUUCGAGGAGAGAACCGGCUGGUCCGGUUCAGGUUCAAAUUCCGGUUCAGAAACCCAAGCCGGUUGUGAAUACGGAUGGGGGGAAGAUGAAUAAUAUUGUGUUGCAGCCUCGGCUGUGUACGUUGAGAUCGUAUGGCUCAGAUCGAGGCGGGGUGAUUAAGACUAGAAGGGACGGUGGAGAUGGAACUGAGAGUGGUGCUGACGUGUCGCAGUUCUUUGCGAUUCUUUCGGAGUAUAUAGAGAGCUCGAAGAAGAGCCAGGACUUUGAGAUCAUCUCUGGUCGCCUCGCCAUGAUUGUAUUUGCAGCUACUGUGACAACGGAGAUGGUGACUGGAAACUCGUUAUUCAGAAAAAUGGAUCUUCAAGGCAUUGCUGAAGCAGGUGGGGUAUGUCUUGGAGCCAUUACUUGUGCUGCUAUCUUUGCAUGGUUCUCCAGUGCUAGAAGUAAAGUAGGUCGGAUCUUCACCCUCAGUUGUAACACGUUCAUUGAUUCGGUAAUCGAUCAGAUAGUUGAUGGCUUAUUCUAUGAUGAAAAUGAGCCCAGUGAUUGGUCUGAUGAAAUUUGAGAUAUCAAAGGGUUGAGAUACUAGGCAGGCCAGUUCUGAUUGUGGAAGAAUUAAAGUAUAGAUGUUAAUUUAAGGAUCCGUUUACUAUAGUUUUGGUUUAUGGAAGAAUUAUGUAAAAGAUCCCAGAAAUCACAUAAUUGAAGAGUGUAAUUGGUUAUAUAGCUAGCAUGGAUGUUAUUAUACUGUGAGAUGAGAAGUAAUUAAAUCGACAUCAUAUUUGUUAGAUA